This is a messenger RNA of Miniopterus natalensis, 1221 nucleotides long. It is a transcript of the gene LIPF, whose product is annotated as lipase F, gastric type. Gene Ontology annotation, biological process: lipid metabolic process. The record is from RefSeq and is a predicted model, not a curated record. Lineage: Eukaryota; Metazoa; Chordata; Mammalia; Chiroptera; Miniopteridae. Gene Ontology annotation, molecular function: hydrolase activity, acting on ester bonds.
UCUUCUAUUCCAGGCAGAACCAAAAUGUGGUUACUAUUCACAGUGGCAAGUCUGAUCUCUGCACUUGGAACUACACACGGCUUCUUCGGCAAAUUACAUCCUGAAAACCCUGAAGUGACUAUGAAUGUUAGUCAGAUGAUUUCUUAUUGGGGAUACCCGAGUGAAGAACAUGAAGUUGUGACUAAAGACGGUUAUAUUCUUGAGGUCUACAGAAUUCCUCAUGGGAAGAAAAAUCCUGAGAGUAGAGGUCAGAGACCUGUUGUGUUUUUACAACACGGUUUUAUCGCUUCGGCCACAAACUGGAUUGCUAACCUGCCCAACAACAGCCUGGGCUUCCUCCUGGCCGACGCUGGUUAUGAUGUGUGGCUGGGGAACAGCCGGGGGAAUACCUGGGCCAAGAGAAAUAUAUACUAUUCACCAGAGUCCGCUGAAUUCUGGGCUUUCAGCUUCGAUGAAAUGGCUAAAUAUGACCUUCCAGCCACCAUUGACUUCAUUUUAAAGAAAACUGGACAGGAAAAGCUGCAUUAUGUUGGCCAUUCCCAGGGCACCACCAUUGGUUUUAUUGCCUUUUCUACUAAUGCAACGCUGGCUAAAAGAAUCGAAGUCUUUCACGCUUUAGCUCCCAUUGUUUCUCUGAAGCACACCAAAAGCCCGAUAAAAAAGCUGGCACUUAUCCCUCCAUUCCUCUUUAAGGUUAUCUUUGGUAACACAGCAUUCUUUCCACACCACUAUUUUGAUAACUUCGUGGGCAAGGAAAUGUGUUCCCAUGAAAUAGUAAAUGCCCUCUGCAGCAAUGCUUUAUUUAUCAUUUGUGGAUUCGACCAUAAGAACUUGAACACGAGUCGCUUUGAUGUGUAUCUAGCACAUAACCCAGCAGGGACUUCUGUUCAAAACGCGUUCCACUGGAUUCAGGUUUAUAAGUCUGGAAAAUUUAAAGCUUUUGACUGGGGAAGCCCGGUUCAGAACAUGAUGCACUAUAAUCAGCCCACACCUCCCAACUACAAUUUGGCAGACAUGAAGGUGCCAGUUGCAGUGUGGAAUGGCGGCAAAGACUGGCUGGCUGAAACUCAAGAUGUUGACCUUUUGCUUUCAAAACUCCCUAAUGUCAUUUACCACAAGGAGAUUCCUUUUUACAAUCACUUGGACUUUGUCUGGGCAAUAGAUGCCCCACAAGAAGUUUACAAUGAAAUUAUUUCUAUGAUAGAAAAAGAUAAAAAUUAG